AUGCCCUCCAUCGCAACCGACAGCCACUACCGUUCGACGGCUGCCUCCAGUCCCUCCAACUCCUUCGAUCUCCCCCAGAGGAAAUCCUAUGACAAGGUCUCCGUCGGGAACACCUUUCUCUACACCCCCGGCCUCAAUGGCGACUCGGUCCACCUCGAACCCCAUGCUCUCUCGCAGCAAUCCGACCACAACCAGCUCGUGACGGACCUGAAGAAUGGCAGUGCCCAUUCUAUGAAUGGUGCGCGGUCCAGCGUCAGCUCAUACAGUCGGGAUCGGGGCUAUCCCAAAGAUGACCAAAACGACAGCUCGCAGUCUCUGGGUAGCGGCCGAUCCGCUCGAGAGAGCAAAGACCAGCCGCCGCCGCCGCCGCCUCCGCCUCAGCAGCAGCAAUCGGGACAGGGGUCAGCUAUGGUAGACGGUCCUGCUACCGGGUCUGGGGAAGGGACAGCGUCUCCGUCCACGGUUCCCCAGGUCAAUGGCGUCUCGUCUCAUUCAUCUAGCCCCAAACCAACGGCUAAUGGAGAUACCCAUCAACCGUCCACCACUGAUGAUCGCGGCCUCUCAGAGGUCAAUGCAUCCUCUUCUCCGGCGAACUUGCCUGCAUCGACGUCCCUUCCCGACCAUACUUCCCACCAGCCCCAAGAGUCCGAUCGUCUGGCACCACCCAAGCGCCCUGGUCACCGAUAUUCCUCCCCGCCGGCCCCAUCCAACGUCGACGGUGCCGGGCAGUCUUCCCUCUCCUCUCGACAAUCACAACGGCACACUCUCCAAGUCCCGAAGCCGGCCCCUGGCCGCAAAAACAGUCGCGAACUCUCCGAUGACACACAUGCUUAUAGCAGUGGUCGAUUGUCACCCACCGGCGGUCAUCUCCGCCGCGGGUCGCUGAGUCUGGUCCGACGGGCUACCCGGACGGGUGCUGCGGAGCAUCACCCGGACGACGCCCUGGCUGAUGAGGAUGCUGCCCGGUGGGCAGAGGCCAUCAAACAGAAGCGGGCGCGAAAAAAGCGGCGGGAAGAAGAGGACGACGACCGGGUGAUAGUCGGGACCAAGGUGGAUCAGAACCAUGUCAACUGGGUGACCGCAUACAACAUGUUGACGGGAAUCCGAUUCGUGGUGUCGAGGAUCAACGCCAAAAUGGAUCGCGAGCUUACCCCGGCGGAUUUUGAAGCCAAACAUAAAUUCUCUUUUGAUGUGACGGGCAAUGAAUUAACGCCCUCCGCCAAAUACGAUUUCAAGUUCAAAGAUUACGCGCCCUGGGUCUUUCGGAGUUUGCGGGCCAAAUUCAAGCUGGAUCCGGCGGACUACUUGAUGUCUCUGACGAGCAAAUACAUCCUGUCGGAACUGGGGUCUCCCGGGAAGAGUGGCAGCUUCUUCUACUUCUCUCGCGACUACAAGUACAUCAUCAAGACGAUCCACCACUCCGAGCACAAGCUGCUCCGCAAGAUCCUUCCGGAAUACUAUCGACAUAUCGAGAACAACCCGAACACGCUGAUCUCUCAGUUCUACGGCCUUCACCGCGUGAAGAUGCCCUAUGGUCGCAAGAUCCAUUUCGUCGUGAUGAACAAUCUUUUCCCACCUCACCGAGACAUCCACCAGACGUUCGACCUCAAGGGGUCGACCAUCGGUCGCGAUCUGCGUGAAGAAGAUCUGGAGAGGAAUCCGCGAGCGACGAUGAAGGAUCUCAACUGGCUGCGACGAAAACGACAUCUCGAGCAGGGCCCGAUGAAAAAGGAGGUGUUCAUGGCGCAGCUCCGGCGAGACGUCAAGCUCUUGCAAAAACUCAACAUCAUGGAUUAUUCGCUGUUGGUGGGAAUUCACGAUCUGAGUCGAGGGAACGAAGAGAAGCUUCGUGACAAGACGUUGCAGGUCUUCCAACCCGGUGGCGAUCGCGACGAGGAUCCGAACCCCAAUCUGCUGAUGAGGACACCGUCCAAGCUCGAGAAUGCGCGCAAAGCCCGUGAGUUGCGGUUGACUCUGAAACGGGAGCGACCGGUUCCUCUCGAACAAACGGCCGCUAAAAUGCCGGAUGAGAUUCUGGAUGAGAGGAAAAAUCUGGUCUUCUACUCGGAUGAUGGCGGAUUCCGGGCCACCCACGAGAAUGGCCAGCCUGGAGAGGAGAUUUAUUACCUGGGUAUCAUCGAUUGUCUGACCCAUUAUGGCGUGCUGAAAAAGAUGGAAAACUUCUGGAAAGGUCUUUCUCAUAAUCGAUCCCAGAUAUCCCCGAUCCCUCCAGAUGCCUAUGGUGAGCGGUUCAUCGAAUUCAUGGAAGGGAUAACCAUGUCGAAGGAAGAGGCCGAACGACUGGAGCAGGCUUGCGCUCAAGAGGGUACUUCUCAGGAUGCGUCGAAAACCAGCCAGGGACUCCGUCGACCAUCUGUCGAAAGGACCAUGAAAGCCGCGGAGGAAGAGGCCGCCAAGACUGGCCCUGAGCCGCACGCCCGGACAGUAUCGACGAUGUGGGAUCCGAAGGACGUCCACAGCCCUAGCGGACCGUCGACUCUGCCCAUCGUGGAUGAAGCGGGUGAAGCUGCGAGUACGAAGAGCGGACGAAGCCGGACCAAAAUCAGCCCACCGCCGUUUUCUUCGCUUUUCGGAAAGCAUGACAAGGGGAAAGGACGAGAACCGCGCGAGGGCGCGGCCGCAUAA
Molecule: messenger RNA, 2646 nt
Organism: Rasamsonia emersonii CBS 393.64
Lineage: Eukaryota; Fungi; Ascomycota; Eurotiomycetes; Eurotiales; Trichocomaceae
Product: 1-phosphatidylinositol-4-phosphate 5-kinase
Exons: 3
Coding region: 1-2646 (881 amino acids)
Biological process (GO): phosphatidylinositol metabolic process
Molecular function (GO): phosphatidylinositol kinase activity
Source: RefSeq, a predicted model, not a curated record